UCUAAGGCAUCUGUGUUCAUAUACUAGUAACUAAGGUUUCAUUAAUUUUUUUUAUACAGAAGAAUGAGAAAACCUAUGGCAAUGAAAUAUACAAUACUUCUUUUAAUAAUACUUCAAAUGAUAUUUAUUAAGUCACAAGUCACGGAGUCUGAAGAUAAAUCAAAGAGUGAAAGUUCUAGAUCUCGUAAUUUCUACUUGGGUGUAGUGAUAUUGGGUAUAUUUGGUGUCAGUUUAAUGAUCAUAAUUAUUGUCGCAAUUAUUUGCUUUCGUAAACAGAAAAUACCAAUCAUUGAUCCAGUAACUGUUAUUCAAGCUAUGUAAACGAUGUAUUUCAUAACAAACUUUCAUAUUUUUUGAAGAAUGCUGUUAUAUACUGUUAUUAUUAUUAUUAUUAUUAAAACACUUUCCUUAUUCCAUCG
Schistosoma bovis is the source of this 419-nucleotide messenger RNA. Lineage: Eukaryota; Metazoa; Platyhelminthes; Trematoda; Strigeidida; Schistosomatidae. The record is from the annotation of a GenBank genome assembly.